Molecule: messenger RNA, 1968 nt
Organism: Polyodon spathula (Mississippi paddlefish)
Lineage: Eukaryota; Metazoa; Chordata; Actinopteri; Acipenseriformes; Polyodontidae
Product: scavenger receptor cysteine-rich type 1 protein M130-like
Exons: 12
Coding region: 215-1708 (497 amino acids)
Biological process (GO): T cell costimulation
Cellular component (GO): plasma membrane
Source: RefSeq, a predicted model, not a curated record
AGGCGCUGAGGUUAGGCGAGUCCAGCGCACACCAGGAGGGGGCGAUCAAGAGAUCUACACUCGCAAAGGUAUCAUUUCCCAAGGUCCGAAAGCUUCAUUAAACACAGCAGCCGUUCCUAUCUAUUAUACCCUGUCCGGCUGGAGUGGAAACUCCUGCGCUGGAAUCCUACAGGUUUCCAGCCUAGGAAAGAAUGGGCUAGUGUGCUACGAAUCGAUGGAUUCUGAGAAGGCGAGGAAGGUUUGUGCAGAUCUGAGGUGCGGAAAGUUGAAGAGUCUAGACCCCUCCCUGGACGAGAAAGAGACAGGCUUAAGAACCACGUGGAAUUUGACGAAGCCGAUCAACGCAACCCAUCUGAUUCUGCAGCCGGCUGUCUGCGCUCAGGGGAGGGUCGCCAAAAUCCACUGUCAGAAUUCAAGUUUCUCUUUGAGCGUCCGUGUGAAAGGCAAGGCUAGCCGCUGCUCUGGGAGUGUGGAGGUGAGCCUGAAUGGGGAGUACUGGUUUCCAGUGUGCCCUGGAAAGCAGUGGGACUGGGAGCGCACCUCGGAGGUGUGUCGGAGUGUGGGGUGCGGAGAGGUGAAGGAAUUCCGGGCAGGAGGGAUCAGGAGUACUGGUAUCAGCUGCCCGAGAGGCGUCCCUCUGUCCAACUGUAAAGGAAUCCUGACACAAGAGAAUAGCUGCAGCCCUGUAGAGAUCAGCUGUGAGGUUACUCCCAGCUUGCUGCCUGUGCGUCUGUCUGGCUCGGAUGCAGCUAGGUGUUCUGGGAUAGUGGAGGUCUCUCUUUCCGGCUCCUGGAGGGGGUUGUGUGGAGAGGGGAGCUGGUCUCUCAAGACAGCUUUCAUUAUCUGCCAGGAAUUAAACUGUAAGGAAGCCUUGGAUAUCCAGCCUGCCUGGAUCAGGAACAACAAACAGAUACAGGGAGUGUCCUGUCCGAAUAACAUGACUAUCCUGCAGUGCCAAGACCAUUUAGAGGAGAGGACAUGCAUGAGUCCAGACAGCUGGUAUAUUGCUGUAACGGCUGGGUCAAGUCCAGAACUGGCCUUUAGACUAACCGACGGCUGGAGCAAGUGUGCCGGAAACGUCAGCGUCCUCCACAGAGGGACGUUUCAGCCCGUCUGCACAGACAGCUGGAGUCAGGACUCUGCUAACACAGCGUGCCAGCAGCUAAACUGUGGGAGAGCGAAGAGCAUCACCCUCAAUGGGAGUGCUGAGGGGAAGGUUCGAUCCGGACUCUACUGCAGCCAGAACUGGACAGGGCUGCAACACUGCGGGCAUUUUCUGAAAACCAAGUCCUGCAGCCAGGCCCUGGUCAUUUGUACAGGUCAUAAAGAAGUCUUUGAGGUCAUUGAGAGCAAAACCGGUCAGACAGUAAAAGAUUUGAUCUGCUAUGUGCUGAGCGCUGCCAUCCUCAUUAUAAUAGCAAUCAAAUGCGGCCCCCAAAUCUACCAGAAAAUACUCAAAAAAGUCUUCAGAAAGAAUGAAAGGGAAUGGAUUGGACCAACACAGAGUCAGAGUGUGUCCUUCCAUCGAAACCGGAAUGCUCUUCAGCCCGGUCCGAGACCCUGCUCUGGUCCGAAGAGUGAAAACGAGUACACAGCCACGCCCACCAGCAAGAGACACUCCCCCGCCUACCCAGCGCUUGAGAGAAUGAUGGUCAAUAUCACGAGCGAGAAUUCCUCUGCUGGAAACAGCGAAUACGAUUUCUACUAGUCACAAAGGUCGUGACCCUGCUUUGCUUUCAACCAGUCAGCUGCCAGGAGGCAGAUUUUAAAAUAUGUUUUAAACUGAUAGAAACUCGACUGAUUGGAGGAGCGACGGAAGCCAGAAACGAUCAGAACGACUGAAGCAAAGAAACACACAGGAGAGGAGGAAAGAGAUGAAAACGACUUUUGAAGAUAGUUACGUGAUUCUUAUUAAUACUCCCCUGCGAUUGCUUGUAAAAAUAGAUCUGCUUGUGUAAAACCUGCUAU